AUGCCGCCCGCAGAUUUCGUGCUGCUCCCGCGCGACCUGCCUUGGGAGCGUGCGUACGACCGCGAGGACGCGAACGCGCCGCAGAUCGCCAAGCUGCGCCUCACGCUCCCUGCCGACUACCCCGCCGGGACCGUCCUCAAGCUGCCCAUGCCGUGUGCGUGCAGCGAGCACACGUCCCGCUUCACUAAGAUCAAAGCGGGGACCUCGGUCAUCAUCAAGUGGGACCUCGGCAUCUGCGGCCUCGCAGCGCCACCAGGUGCGGACGGGGCGGGGGCGGGGGGCGCAGAGGUGGCGGAGGCGACAGAAGCAGCACCGCCGCCGCCGGCCGGGCUGGAGAAGGGUGCGGAGUUGGCAGUGGCGGAGCCGGCGGAUGCGACGGCGCCAGGUCCGGGGGCAGAAUCGCAGCUCAACUCCGAGCUCAGCAGCAGCGAGCUGAUCAGGAGCGAGCGGAGCAAGACGGGCUUCAAGUGCGUGAGCAAAACGAGUAGCGGUGCCACGCCCUACAGUGUCCAAGUGUCCCGCAAGGGCAAGACCGUCAUUCUCGGCAGCUACGCCACGGCAGAGGAGGGGGCGCGAGUCUACGCUGCCACGCCAGAGGGCAUCGCUGACCUGGCAGCAAGGGAUGCGCCACCACCGCCGCCGCAGCCGCAGCUCCCCUCCAACUCCGAGCUAAGCAGCAGCGAGCUUAUCAGGAGCGAGCGGAGCAGCACGGGCUUCAAGAACGUGAGCAAAAUAUACGGCGGUGCCACGCCCUACAGUGUCCAAGUGCACCGCGAGGGCACCACCGUCAUUCUCGGCCGCUACGCCACUGCGGAGGAGGGGGCGCGAGUCUACGCUGCCACGCCAGAGGGCAUCGCUGACCUGGCAGCAAGGGAUGCGCCGCCACCGCCGCCGCAGCCGCCGCAGCCGCAGCUCCCCUCCAACUCCGAGCUCAGCAGCAGCGAGCUGAUCAUGAGCGAGCGGAGCAAGGACGGGGCUUUCAAAGGGCGUGGACCAAAAACGAAGUAG
This is a messenger RNA of Emiliania huxleyi CCMP1516, 1008 nucleotides long. RefSeq lists its product as hypothetical. Bases 1 to 1008 code for a protein of 335 amino acids. The transcript has a single exon. The record is from RefSeq and is a predicted model, not a curated record. Lineage: Eukaryota; Haptophyta; Isochrysidales; Noelaerhabdaceae.